Pomacea canaliculata is the source of this 3307-nucleotide messenger RNA. RefSeq lists its product as uncharacterized. The transcript is spliced from 13 exons. Lineage: Eukaryota; Metazoa; Mollusca; Gastropoda; Architaenioglossa; Ampullariidae. The record is from RefSeq and is a predicted model, not a curated record. The coding region runs from base 116 to 2050 and encodes 644 amino acids.
CUCUUUCUUCCUCUUAUCUCCUGAUUGAAGUGCAGACGUAGUACUGUGAAGUAAUCCAUUCGUUAAAAGAGCAGCUUCAUCACUGCUUUUGAGUCUACACAAUUAUUGGAAAACCAUGCUUCUAAAUAGACAAGUACACAAGAUAUUGUCACAUGUUUGCCUCAAAAACAGAACUGGAUCAGUUCCUGCACCAAUCUGUGGUAGAGAUCUGUCUUCAUUACUUUCAUUGCUUUUACCUCAGACAUGGCAGUCAGUGCACAUGUCCAGUCAUCACCAGAAAUUCUUGCACUGCUCCAAAGUCUUGGCAAAGCUGACCAGAACUGAAACUAGGAAAUGCUCAGUUCUUUUAGAGACUUUUGUGCAUGGUAAAAAAAGUUUAUCAUCAUCUAGCUCUACAUUUACAAAACAAGGAAGAUGGAGAAGACUAUUUGUAGCUUCUAGUCUAAUUACUGCUGCUGGUGCAUUGGUUAUUGCAUUUCCAGAGGUGCAAGAGAGAAGAAAAAUUAAAGUCUUUAUUGGAGGAAUAGGCAGAUUUUUCAGGUCCCUGGUUAUUGGACUGAACAUAUCCCUUGAUUACAAAUGGUCUCUGUGGAAGCUGGAUGAAGAAUCUGAGGAGUAUGAAAAGGUCAUCAAAGGAUGUCACCGAAGGGCUGCAGAGCGCAUUCUAACAGGAUGCCUAAAGAAUGGUGGCCUUUACAUCAAGCUAGGUCAAGGUCUUGUAUCUAUGAACCACAUCUUGCCACGGGAAUAUCUUGAUGUGCUGGUUGUUUUGCAAGACAAAGCGCUUACACGCAAAACAGAUGAGGUUGAACAGCUGUUUCUUGAAGACUUUGGUCUCAAGCCAUCAGAGAUAUUUUCUGACUUCAACCCAGAGCCAAUUGCUGCCGCUAGUUUAGCCCAAGUCCACAGAGCAAUAACAAAAGAUGGCAGGGACGUAGCUGUAAAGGUCCAAUACAUUGAUUUGCAAGACCGCUUUUCAGGAGAUAUUAGCACUUGUGAAUUCUUGCUAAAAGUCAUUGGAUGGAUCCACCCAAAGUUUGCCUUUGCUUGGGUGCUUGAGGACUUGAAAGAAACUUUGCGACAAGAACUGGAUUUUGAACAGGAAGGACGCAAUGGGGAGCAGUGCUCACAAGACCUCAAGCAUCUCAGCUUUGUCUAUGUGCCAAAGAUUCAGUGGGACUUGACCAGCAAGAGAGUGUUGACAACAGAAUUUAUUGAUGGAGUGAAGAUAAGUGAUUUACAGGGAAUAAAGAAGUUGGGCCUGUCUAUCAAAGAUGUGGAUUACAAACUAAUACAGUGUUUCUCAGACCAGAUCUUUUUGUCUGGAUUUGUGCACGCUGAUCCCCAUCCUGGAAACGUAUUUGUUCAGCGUGGAGCUGAUGGUAAGGCUCGGCUAGUGCUUCUGGACCAUGGUCUCUAUGACCAUCUGAAGCAGUCUCAGAGAAAGGCCCUUUGUCGGCUGUACAAAGCUAUCAUCAUGCGACAAGAGGAAGACAUGGAGAAAUUCUCUCUUGAUCUUGGGGUAAAAGAUUUCCAUAUCUUUGCUAUUAUGCUUAUGCAAAGGCCAGUUCAUCUGAAGAAUCGCCCUUUGUUCCGCAUAAAGCCAGUAAGCCGCAAAGAGUGGAAAAAACUCCCUGCCGAACAGAAGAAAGCCAUGCAAGAAGAGUUUGGCAUCAUCCAUGAACGAGUGAUACAAGUCAUGCGUGACAUGCCCAGUUGCCUUAUUAUGAUUUUUCGGAAUCUGAACACAAUUCGAGCCAUCACUCGUGAGCAUGGCCAUGUAGUGGAUCGCUAUGGAAUCAUGGCUCGCAGUGCUAUUACUGGAGUUUACCAAGAUGUGUCAUCAAAAAGUUUUCUAAGCCGCAUGCGAGGGUGGGUGGACAGGUGUGCCUUUGAUUAUCAGGUGUGGAAAGAAAAUGUAACAUUUGGCAUGACCAGCUGGUUCAUCAGAACUUACAUUCGAAUUCUGUCAUGGAUAGGCAGAGCCCCAGACAUUUCAAAGUUUGAAACAUUGCAAAAGUCAGCAGAAAAGAGUUUUGAUGCCCUCUAAGGCUUGAGAGGCUACUUCCAUGACUUUCAACAACCAGGAAUCUCAUGCUCUACAUGUUAUAGGUAAAGAUCAACUUACAACCAACAUGGACCUCAUAGUCUUCAUGAACUCUAUUUGUAUAGAAAUCUGCUUUCAACGAAACAGGGACUUACAAAUGUUCUUUUUUGUAAAACCUUUAUUUGUAUAGAAGUAAUGUUUGACUAAAUACCACACCAUUGUUAAAAUUUAAUAAUGUUCAGGUGUUCAUUUUAUAGCAUUUUAAUAUAUUUGUUCAGGACUCCAUAGUAUCAGUCUAUUUUUUACAGCAACAUUAUUGCUAGUAUGUCAGAUUUAUAAAUCAUGCUGCGAUAUAAUCUUUGGUUGUGUAAAACACAAGGGAAGAUAUCCAUGAAUUGAAAUAUCUCCAGGGUGACAGGAGAGAAUUUCCUGUGUGAUCAUGCAUGCCUGCUUUAAACAGCAGACCCUUCAUUGCUGAAAUUCAAGCAAAGAGAUAUGUUUUUGUGUAGAGGGUAGAAGCUUUAUCAAGUCUGACAAUAAAUGCUACGGCUUUCCUGACAAAAAAAACACCAUUCCCACACAAAAAAAUGGUAUUAUUUUAUUUAUGGGAUCAUCUUUGCAAAUCUUGUCUUUAAUUAUAAUAAGUGGGAAUUUCUAAAGCACAAUGCCUCAGCCAAAGGUGGACUCAUUGCGCUGAACAAGAUCACAAAUAGUAACAAAGAUGCAGAACGAAGAAUAAUGUGAGGACUUGCUGCAUUCCAGCAGUAAAGGGUGAUCACAUUUAAUGGUAACACCUCCAGAGAAUAAGGUUAGUGACAUCAGGAGAAUACUGGGAAGAUACUGAGUAAUCUUGAGACCUGGUUUGCCCUCAAGCUCAAGCUGUGUUAAAUGCUGCUGUGUAGUAGGUCAAAUGACUUUAAAAGACUUUGUGCAAAUGUGACCUUCUCCACACUUUAAAUCAGCGGUUCUCAACCUUAUACUUGACGCCCCCCUUAGCCAGCAAUGUAAUCUAAUUUCACUAAUACCGGUAUAAGAAACUUAAAAAAAUGACCACCUUCGCGCCCCCCAUGUAAGCACGUCGCACCCACCCACCCCAGGGGGACGCGCCCCACAGGUUGAGAACCGCUGCUUUAAAUCAUUGGUGGGCAAGUCAUGAAGUCACGAAUUAUCUGUGUAUCAUAGCACCAUAAACAGUCCUAUAAGGGAAACCAUUUGAAUCAAUCAAGAGCUAAGGUAUAGUUGUCUCCCUUUUUUAAAAUC